Messenger RNA from Syzygium oleosum, 797 nucleotides. Its product is annotated as pterin-4-alpha-carbinolamine dehydratase 2, mitochondrial. The record is from RefSeq and is a predicted model, not a curated record. Gene Ontology annotation, biological process: tetrahydrobiopterin biosynthetic process. Gene Ontology annotation, molecular function: 4-alpha-hydroxytetrahydrobiopterin dehydratase activity. The transcript is spliced from 7 exons. Bases 43 to 612 code for a protein of 189 amino acids. Gene Ontology annotation, cellular component: mitochondrion. Lineage: Eukaryota; Viridiplantae; Streptophyta; Magnoliopsida; Myrtales; Myrtaceae.
CGGCCACGGCACCAGAAGCGAGUCGAUGCGCCUCCUCGUAUCAUGCUUCGACGAAUGAUCCAUCGUCUCUCUCUACCUUCUCUCUCUAAACCUCAAGCGCAGGUGGGGCUGGCGCCGCUGUUCCGGCGACUGCGGACGGCUCAUGGAUGCACAAUUACUCAAGUAAACCGGAUAUUCCAGAAUCAUGUGGCACUAUCGUCAAGUAGGAAGUUGCAGUGUGGAUUAACUUUUUCUACUAGUGGAGAUUUUUCGGCAAAGAAGUGUGUGCCAUGCGAUGCAAAGGAUCUGAGGCCCAUGACUGAAGAAACAGCCAAUGAACUAAUUUCUAAGGUACCUAAGUGGAACCUGGUGAAUGAAAAUGGUGUUCUGAAGCUGAAUCGUUCUUGGAAAGUGAAGACUUUCCUUAAAGGACUGGAGUUGUUCAGGCUUGUAGCUGAAGUUGCAGAAUCAGAAGGUCAUCAUCCAGAUCUGCAUCUUGUUGGAUGGAAUAAUGUAACUAUUGAAAUAUGGACACAUGCAGUUGGUGGGUUGACAGAAAAUGACUUCAUACUUGCUGCUAAGAUCAAUGGACUGCCCCUGCAAGAUCUAUUGAGGAGGAAAGCCAAGAACUGAUAUGCUCUAACUAAGAGACUCCCUUGGUACUGUGUUACACAUGUUUUCCUCUAUACACAACGUUUCGUCAUCAUCGAGUCUUCGGUACUAUAGUGUCUCAAGGAUUGUAGAUGGUGAUAGUUUUGUGAAAAAACUUAACUUAUAAUAAAAUUGCCUAGUACUCGGAUACAUUUCAUGGAGCUCAA